Messenger RNA from Guyanagaster necrorhizus, 1054 nucleotides. RefSeq lists its product as uncharacterized. Gene Ontology annotation, molecular function: helicase activity. The record is from RefSeq and is a predicted model, not a curated record. The transcript has 4 exons. The coding region runs from base 80 to 997 and encodes 305 amino acids. Lineage: Eukaryota; Fungi; Basidiomycota; Agaricomycetes; Agaricales; Physalacriaceae.
CCAAAGGCAUGAACACUUGUAUAAAGCGAUCGAAUCUAAUCUUGUUCGCUCCGACGAUUAUGUCGACGACAGAUUAGCUAUGGAAAGGCUGCUUCUGGGUUCGCGCGUCAUACUGUGCACCCUCAGUAUGUUGUCCAAUAACAAAAUAUCCACUAUCACGCAAAUUGUGCCGGUACAAACAAUCAUCUUCGAUGAAGCAAGCCAGAUCGAAAUCGGUGACUAUUUACCUGCGAUACACCUAUUUGGGUCUUCGUUGCGGAAGAUGGUCUUCAUCGGAGACGACAAACAACUGGCACCUUAUGGUCACAGUGACAUUCCACAGUUGGAGAGUGUAUUCGAAAAGCAACACCUUCGUCCGAAAAUACAUUUUCUUGAUACGCAGUAUCGCAUGCCUAAACCAAUCGGAGAUUUCAUUUCCGAACAUGUCUAUAACAAAAAACUCAAAACUAACCAUAGUAUACUCUUGAAGACUUGCUGCCGCUUUGUCAACGUCCUCGGUGGACAGGAAGAGCAAAGAUGUAAAAGUUGGAUUAACGAAAAGGAAAUUCAAGCUGUGGUCAAGAUUGCGAAGAUACUGCAGGCGCGCCGCAAAUCAUUCAGGAUGAUAACACCCUACGAUGCUCAGAGGUCUGCCAUCGAAAAGGCACUAAAGGAUGCUAAGUUACCUUGGGAGGAUAAAUGCUUCAAUGUAGACUCCUUUCAGGGUACGUCGUGCACUGUUAUUACUCUCAAACGAAGCUCACAUAUGGCAGGAAAUGAGGAUGACUAUAUCAUUGUUUCUAUCGUACGGUCUAAGAAGCUUGGUUUUCUCGUAAAUGAACGCCGUGUCAAUGUUAUGCUGACUCGAUGCAGGAAGGGGAUGAUCAUAUGCUCUAGCCGCGCAUUCUUAGAUGGGAUUGCCUCAGAGUCUUUGAUCGGGGGAUUAGCAGCACGAAUGGGCAGGAGAUCGUGGGUUGAAUAUGAGCAGGUGCUGAACGGUAAUUUUCCUAUGAUUUAGAGCAUUUAGAGCACUAUAUUCAUGUCGCCCGUAAUUCUUCUGAUGUACCUACUGAUA